Molecule: messenger RNA, 11579 nt
Organism: Gopherus evgoodei (Goodes thornscrub tortoise)
Lineage: Eukaryota; Metazoa; Chordata; Testudines; Testudinidae
Gene: MIDEAS
Product: ELM2 and Myb/SANT domain containing 1
Exons: 14
Coding region: 871-4191 (1106 amino acids)
Biological process (GO): negative regulation of DNA-templated transcription; regulation of transcription by RNA polymerase II
Cellular component (GO): histone deacetylase complex; transcription regulator complex
Molecular function (GO): transcription corepressor activity
Source: RefSeq, a predicted model, not a curated record
GGAGGGAGCGGGAGAGAGAUGGCUCCUGACUUAGGCAGUUGUGCUGAUGAAGUGGAAGAGCUGGUUUCAGUUCUCCAUAGUGCAUGUGUGUUUAGGAGGCGGGUGCUUCUUGUUUCCUUGCCUGGGAGUUGUGCAAUCCUUUAGGUCGGAGAAAGCGCCCUCCCUCGCUGCUGCCGCCGCCACCGCCUUGUUGGUUUUUUUUAAAGCUGUGAGCUCAGCCGAUGAGUCAGAACCAUGCAAUCCUGACACUGCAUCGUGGGACUGGAGGUGAGAGAGAAUUAAAAACAGGAGCUGUAGAUUUCAGCCAAGUACAGUGCAGGACUUCGCUUUGCUUGUGCACAGAAGGGGAGCUGAGUAGUGACCACUUCGUGGGAUAUUCUUGAUUGCAAGAGAACUUCCUGCUUCUUUCCUAGGAGCCCUGAGGAGCGGAUCUGGAAAACACUUUUUUGUCGUCUCCUGGGAAGUGAAGCAAAAAGAGAGAGAGGAAUCGCCCCGUUACAUAAUUCUGACAGUGUCUGUUUCAUAUUAGGACGAGCCAUGCGGCCCUUGCUCUAACCUCUGGUCCGCACAACUAAUACCUGCCUGAUGAUUGGAACAGUGUCUCUGCUGUGGACUAAUAGCUGUGGAAUUUUGGAUCCAUAUCAGCAUUGUGAUCGAGUGGAUUCCAGCAUCCUCUGAACUGCAGAGGAGAAGAGCAGAAAGAAGAAAGGGAAAGGCGCACAGAGGAAAAGGAGUUGGAGACACUUACAUCUGGACUUGUACAAAAUUGGAACUGGAUGGGAAAGUGAACCGUUUGGUGUCUUUUCUUCCCCCAGUCUUUGAGAUGGAUGGGUUGUAAAUCUGUGUGUGUAACUGGGAAUAGACUGAACCAUGAAUCUUCAGGCUCAACAAAAGUCUUCAAACAAGAGGGCUGGGAAACGGAUUGCAUAUUUUAAUGAGCAGGAUGUGGCUGUGCCAUCAAAAGAACUGCAACAGCAGCUGAAGGAAGGACAGUACUAUGGACAUGGAGGGGAAAUACCUUCUUCACAAACCAUGGAGCUUUCUAAAGCAGGGGGUUUAACUGGUGCUCCCAACAAUGUUGCCUUGAUGAACUCUGUUGUUUAUACUCAAGAUAGGGGGGAUUCCAUGAUGAUGUCUCAGCAGCUGGCUGCUGUCAAAUGGCAGAACUCAUUGAUGGGGAGCAGGUUGCCUGAGAGAAUUGAUUCCAGUUGGCAGCCUUCGCCUGUGGCAUGGAACCACAGUGUGGUCUAUGGGGGCAAUCAGAAAGGGGUCCACCACAAUGCCAAUGCCCCAGGUUUCUAUGGGCAUCCUGAAGCUCUGAAGAGAAGCCAGGAAAAAGAAAUGGAGGUGCCGCAGCUAGAAAUAUAUGGAGAUGCUGCUGUUCAGCAGAUGAUGGCCCAGAAGGCUCAGCUGGAACAACAAGCACUGAUGAGACAGCAAGCUCAAAUGAAUUCAUAUCACCAGAUGCAGAAGCAGCAACAGCAGAAUCAGACUCUACCUUUACAGCCUUUCCAGCUUGCAUUUGGUCACCAAGGCCAGAAGCAAGGCCUUCCUGAAUUGUUACAUGUCUUUCAACAAGCCCCAGCUUCCUCCAACCCAGUCUUUACUACUCAGCAGAAACAACAGUCUCUUCCUCAGCUGCAACUGUUUGAAAACUUCUACCCACAACAGCAGCAACAGGCCACCACGCAAGCCUUCAACCUCCAGCAAGCUGCUUCUAUAGCACAGCCCCAUGUGGCAGCAACAGCACCCCAGCAUCAUAUGGUGGCCCACCAGUACCAGCAACCGGAGAGGAACCUGGAACUCUUGAAAGCCCUAACAGAGCAAAACCAACAGACUGUGCUACCUCAGACCCAGAUACCCUUUCCAAGGAGAUCAAGGAGACUCUCCAAGGAAGGUAUUUUGCCAUCCUCUUCUUCAGGAGAAAUAUUGGCUUCUAAACCAGUAGAGGAACAAGCUAGCAAUCUGUUCCUGCAUCACUGGCAACCACAGCAGCAAGGACUGCCGUUUCAGCAUGAGACUGAAGCUCUGAGCCACAACAAGGGUAGCUAUCCACAGCCCACGAGAACACCCCUGGGACAAAAGGAGACCCCGAGUAGUAAUGAGUUGAACCAGCCUGACACAGAGAGGCUGGCCACAUCCUAUAAUAGCAGAGAUGAGGAGAAGCAAGUGGCAAUGACCGAAGAAAGCACUCGGAGAAAUAAUGACUUUGUGGGGGUGAGAGGUGGUGUGAUCCAGAGCACCCGAAGAAAACGGUGUAUUUCUCAAGAGGCCAACCUGCUAACUCUGGCACAAAAGGCUGUUGAGCUGGCUUCUCUUCAAAAUGACAAAGAAUUGGAUACUUCAAAAGAGAAGAAGAAUGUGGUGGCUGCAGCACCUGCAGCAGCCAAAAGUGUUUUGGAAUUUGCCAGUUCUCCACAAGCCUCCAAGAGACCCCGGGAAGAUAGCAGCCUUGUUCCUCUAAUCAUGCCUGUGUCUGUGCCAGUGAGGAAAUUCGACUUGCAAGCUAUUGGGAAGGAAAAGGGUGAGGAAGGGAAACUCCAGAGGGUGCUGGCAAAUGAUCGAGGUCUUUCUGAACGCAAGCCCUCUGUGAUAGUCACCAGAAGAAGAUCCAAUCGCAGCUCCAACAUGGAAACCUUAGUCCAGCAUGAAGAUGCUGUUCCAAAGGAGGAAUCCGAGGGCUUUUCCCGGAAACCAAAGCAGCGCCCAAGACCUGAACCACUCUUCAUACCACCGAAAGCAGGCACCUUCAUUGUCCCUCCAGUCUAUUCCAACAUCACUCCAUAUCAGAGCCACUUACGCUCACCUGUGCGCCUUGCAGAUCACCCUUCAGAUAGGAACUUUGAGCUACCUCCCUACACACCUCCACCAAUUCUCAGCCCAGUGAGAGAAGGGUCUGGGCUGUAUUUCAAUGCUAUUCUCUCUGCUAGUGGUCACUCAAUUCCACCUCCGAUGACCCCUAAAAGUACUCACAGAACUCUGCUGAGAUCUAAUAGUUCAGAAGUCACCCCUCCCAUCCUUGCAGUAAUGGGGGAGGCCACCCCAGUCAGCAUUGAACCGCGAAUCAAUGUGGGAUCCCGGUUUCAAGCGGAAAUCCCUGUGCUCCAAGACAGAUCUUUGGCAUCAGCUGACAAGCACAAGGCAGACAUGGUAUGGCAGCCAUGGGGGGACCUGGAAAUCAACAAAGCUACUCAAGAGAAUGUGGAAAAUCUGCUAACUGCUGCCUGUUCAAGUAUUUUUCCUGGGGCUGGUACCAAUCAGGAGCUGGCGCUGCACGUCUUGCAUGAAGAAAAGGGAAACAUUCUGGCUACUUUGACCAAAUUGCUGCUGAAGAGGCCAAUGCGAUCGCCACACCACCCGCUGGCAGACUAUCACUACACAGGAUCAGACAGGUGGAAAGUUGAUGAGAAGAAACUUUUCAACAAAGGCAUUGCAAUCUACAAGAAAGACUUUUUCCUGGUCCAGAAACUUAUAAAAACCAAGACGGUGGCCCAGUGUGUAGAGUUUUACUACACAUACAAAAAACAAGUGAAAAUUGGUCGGAAUGGCACCUUAAUUUUUGGGGACAUGGAUGCCACUAAUGAGAAGUCUAUGAAAGAUGAAGCUGAGGUUGAUAUCAAGAGUUCCCAUAGGUUUGCACGUGUUCUUCCUCCCAGAAAGGAGAAUUACAGUGAAGAACAUACGCACGUGGAGGAGGUGGCUGAGAAGGAGGAAGGGUUGGAUGACAGGAAGAGCACAGUGCCUCCCAAGACCACGCAGACACUACAAGCCAAUGAAGUGGUCAAUGAGGUCCUUGUUUCAAGAACCGAGGAGUCUAAUGCCCCAGGGGAAGCCAGCAGUAGGACUGUAAGGAAGCCUAAGGAAGCAGUGAAGCCUCAAAAGCCACCUCCCCCAGUGCAGAGAAGGAGACGGAAACCAAAGCCAAAACCGGACACACCCAGUAAAGCUCAGAACCAAGAGAACACGUUUCCAUGUAAAAAAUGUGGCAGGGUCUUCUACAAGGUGAAAAGCCGCAGUGCUCACAUGAAGAGCCACGCGGAACAGGAGAAGAAGGCAGCAGCAUUGAAACAGCGAGAGAAAGAGGAGGCGGCGGCGGCAGCGGCCGCGCAGCGGGAGGAGAGCAGUGACGAGGGGAGCAGCAGCAGUGACAGCAGUGGCAGUGGCUGCUCGGAUGAGGAUGGGGAGAUUUAGCCGUAGCCCAGGGAAAGUCGAGGGAGUAGCAAGGCUGGACCCCACCUCUCUCUCAGUGUGUUUGCCUCCAUUCCUGCACUUUCCUUAUCUGGACUGAGUUAUACUAGGCUACUGUCCAUUGCUACCAUUUCCUCAUCCCACAUUCUGCACCUCACCCUGCCAGUAUAGACUGAGCCAAAUCAGUGGAUAAAGAGAUUUGUGUGAACUUGGAUAUUCUUUUUUACAAAUCAGAUUUCUAUUUUAUUUAUAAAGGCACCUGAGGUACAUAAUAGAACAAUGUCAUCAGGAGUGGAAUUCAGUUCUCCUGUGGAUCAGUCAGGGCUUUCUCCUUAUGCUUGCCAAGAAUCAUGGCAAUGAGACUCUUGAGUAUAAAGGCUUCCAGACCUGAGCAAGAAAAAGAUGCUCUGUCCUGAUACUGUCUGCAUCUAGUUACUGUGAUACCAGUGUUUUGUAGUGAUUUCCUUCCAUAGAAAAUUGACUGUCACUGCCCUUCCCGUCUUCCUCUCCAAGUGCUAUGUAGGCUCUUAGCAAGUUCUGUGGAAUAUGAGACAUAGCCUCGGUCACUGUAUGACAGAAGUGUGAGGGGGAGGAGUGAAGAACAAUCCACCCCACCCCUCCUCUGAGAAGAGAUUUCUAUUUUCCUGUAGCAAGGGAAUGCCUGAUAUUUCCUGUGCCAUUAAGAGCUCAGCAGAGGACCUAUAGCAUCCUGUGAGAUAAGAGUAGCCACAAACCUAAAAGAUCUGGCCACACUGUGUACAGGAAGGGAAGUAGUUGUUGGGUCACUUUUUAGAAGAAUUUGCCUCCUCACAAGUGCGCUUUGAAAGACCUCUGAUGAUCACAUCUGGCUUUAACUCAUUGCAAAAGAGAGCAAGGUUGUUAAUGAGACUUGACCCAAGACACAGCUUUUGCAUUGUGCACACCUCACAGAGAUGGGAAGGGUGGACUUGGUUCUCUUUCCUAGGCUUCUUUACUCCCUUCCACAAAGGGCCAUUAUGCAGGAGGAUGCCCAUUUUCCAUUUACCCAUCCCUUUAAAUGGCCACCUACAAGAGUUGCACUGAAGAAACUGUGUGUCUUUCCAUUCAUUCCUUUGCAGAUGUGAUUGGACAGCACAGAAUGCUGGGCUAUCCUAUCGUGGCCCCCUUACCAGUGAAAUGUAGACUCUUCACCCAGAGCUUCACCCAAAAGUCUAGGCAGCUAGGCCUAGUAUUCAAGCAAAGUGUUAAGAGAAAGCAAAAAUAGGUCAGCUGAAUGCUAAAAUUGCACAGAAUUUGUCUGUACGUACAUAUAUAGUGUUCACAUACCUUUAUUGCAUAAAACUAAAGAAUCCAGUGUAGUUGCAGCUGUGUCAGUCCCAGGAUAUUCGACGAGGUGGGUGAGGUACUAUCUUGUAUUGGACCAACUUCUGUUGGUGAGAGAGAGAAGCUUUCAAACAGGAGUGCAGUAUGCAGUACCAGCAAGAGAUUUUUAUUGGGUAUGAGGUACCAGAAACACUUGGGGCAACACAUCCCCCCAGUGGAUGAAGCUGCACUCUGCUCCUUAAAGGAGCAGAAUGCAGCUAGGGAGGACAUUCACUCUUUAUAUGGGUUUAACAGCACAGUACAAAGUUUGUUAGCAUAUAUAUUGUGCUGUUACAUUGAUCAGGAGUUUUCAAGAGAGGAGGGAUGCAGUGACAAAAGGUGUGUUUGAUUCUGUUGCUCCCUAUUGGCCUGAAUUAUCCAUGACAGCCACACUACAUCACAUCAAGUCCAAAUCAUUAGAGAAAUGCCUCUGCUUGCACUGACCAGUGGAUGUUUGGGUUCUGAUGUCAGCCCAGUUCUGCAGCCUGAUGGGAAUCUGGUGUUGUCCCCAGUAUACACAGAGUUCCUUUUUGCAGCCAAAUUAGUCUAACAUUCAUUUUGCUAACUGGAACUGGCGCAGCAAAACAAAGAAAACAAAUGCCUUAUAUUUCUCUCACCCACAAAGUUGGAAAAUAAGUGCUAUAUAAUGCUGGACACUUACAGCCUUAAACCAGGUGCCUCAGGAAUUUGACAAGAACUCUGCUGAAAGUAUGUUUGUCAUCUUAGCAGUGGAGCUAAGACUUAUCAUACAUUUGUCCAUCUUUAUUUAAAAUGAAGCUCCUUCUGAUCAGACAGCUCAGGCAUUGUCAGUUUCACCCGGAACAAUUUACAAACUUGGAAUCAGUCCUGUAAACCCUUUAAUCAUUUGAUCAGUCCCAUUAAAGAUAAUGGGACUAUUUGCGGGACUAUGGACCUCUUUUGUGGGCUGGUAAAAAUUUCAGGAGUCUGUUCUGUUCCUAUAAAGGAAGUUGAAUCCCCCAUUGAAAUGCAAUGUUUGGGUACCAUAAAGCAGUUAAAUUUUGUCUUUUAAUAAAUCAUACAUGGGCUGAAAUGGCUCCUUACCCAACUCCCAUAUUCCAUAUAAACCAACUGAAUACUACAUAUUUGGGGGAAAAGUGAGUAGUUAAACAUGUUGUUUGAAUAUACAAAGGCAGGGUGGGGGGUAUCAGAAGGGAUGGGAAGAGCGUGGAAGCCCUGGGCUCGGGGUGGGGACGAGUCACUUGGGGAGGUCAUGUGUUCUCCCCCCCCCCUUGUGUCCCUCUCAUGAGUGCUGUAUUGACAAGAAAUUAUUUCUGUUUGCACCACUGCUUUCGAGCCAUACAGAGCUCUUCUUUUUCUGAAGAGCACUGUGUGGGUCAAAAGCUUGUCUCUCUCGCCAACAGAAGUUGGCCCAAUACAAGAUAGUACCUCACCCACCUAGUCCAGUUGUUUCCUUGUGCUGCAUCCAUUGCAGAAGAGAGUAACUGGCCCCUUUCAUGGUCUCUGCCCUUCAUUAUAAGUAUAGGGAGAAGAAAUGGGGAGCUCGUCAGGAGCCAGUGAGAAUAACUGAAGAGGCAAAUUGGAUUUAGUGGCAACACCACCCUGCAGUGAAGCAUCCGUAGUACUGUAAAGCAUUUGUACAUGCAGGCAGCCAGUUCUCACUCCUGUUUCCAGAGGAACAUCAUGUGCUGAUAUUUAUGUUGCACUUAACUGCAUGAGCCAAGAGCUUUAGUUAGUAAUGCAAUGUUUAAAUGUGGCAGUGAAUUGCCAGUUUUCUGGUGCCAGUGCAAUGCACAUCAGAUCCACGUGCAGUUCAGUAAUGGCAUCUGGUGGUCAGAUGAGUUACUGUAAUUGCCUGUGCAUUCCUGAGCAGUGCUGCUUGGCUAGUUCCAGUAGAUGACAGCAGGCAGUCCCUGAUCUGGCUGACUUGCAAUAGGCUCUCCAAGCUGCUGGAUAAGUUUCAGAUAAGAAUGCCUUUGUGCUUGUUCAACUACAAUUUAAUAUAGGUCAGAUUCUAGCCUGCCACCUGCCUCAAAUUAAGUCCUCAAGCCAUGUAUUUGGUACCCUACUCUUUAAGCUGUUCAUCUUUGCACAGCUCCUUUCCCUUAGUUAGAGAGGGUUUUUCCUUUAUAAUAAAUAUAAAUAUUGUUAAUUGGCUACUAUUUUUUUAAAUGUUACUCUUUUUAACUAACAAGAAAUGCUCCCUCUUUCCACUCGCAUAUUUAGCUUCUGUAACUUGCCUGGGCCUAAGCCAAUGCCAGUUUGGGAGUCAGAAAGCUGGCUUCCAGUCCAGAAUCCAGAUUUCCGUGUGCAAUCAUAUAACAACCAUUUGUCACUGUGUGAACUGGUCUGGACUGGAAUGUGGAAGCAGAUGGCCUGUCACCUGCUAUUAAUUUUUCAUUAGCAAACUGCAGAGAACCAAAAGCAAAUAAUUUUCACGAGAAAAGCUCGAGCAACAAAUCUUAAGAAUUUAAAUAUUAAUAAAGAAUAUUUUCAUUUGAAAAUUGGGCACACUCUGCAUGCUCUGUGCUAUCCCAGCAGCGCUGUAAAUAACUGCACAUUUGGAGUGCUGUGUCAAGGAGAGCAAAAAGUCAAGUAGCUGUGUAUUAUGUUCUACUCAAAAUAAGUUACUUAUGAAUUCUUCACAUCUGCUAAUGGUCCAUUUUCAGGGUUGGAUGUAAAUUCCAGUAAAAGGUUACAAUGCAGUUAAGCCUUAAAAUGGCAGUUCUUUCCAGAAGACUGGAAAUCACUAAUAAAUACCAGACCCUGAGAAUUAGAGAGCAAGGCAGCAGUUUAAAAAGCAAAUAGGACAAUUAGGUGCAUUUUAAAAGGGAUUGAAAAUAAUGCAGAACAUAUUAGACCAUCAUAUUGAAUGCCUGGAGUACUCUGUCCUGUUCUGAAGUGGAGAUCAAAAAGGCCCGGAAAUAAGAAACAAAGAUAAGUGGAGAUACAGCUGGACUUACAUGGGUGGAGAGAGUGAGCCAUCACUAGGAUCAUUGUGUUGGAGAGGAGGCUUGAUUGAGGUAUUGAAAAUUAUGAAAGUUAUAAGGGGAAGCUUAUAAUAAUAAUAAUUAAUAAAGGAACAAGGGAGCAGUCCCUAAAAUUCAAGGGCAGUGCAGUUAGAACAAAUACAAAGAAAUACUACAGCAUGUAGUCACUCUGGAAAUCAUGGUGUCAGAUACAUGGGCAGGAUUUCAGAAAGGGCUAUAUAUUAUCACAACCUCUAGAAUUCUUAGCUAGGAAAACUAAGAUACAGCUAAUUAAAUUGUAUGGGUCAGAAAAUGUUCUUUUGCUUUCCCAGUGAGAACAGUGCAGAGUUAGCUAGGUGAGUGGUUCUUUACCUUCCCCUGAAGCUAGGUAAAGAUGCUAAACUAGAUGAAUCAUUAAUCUCCUCUGCUGUGGAAAAUCCUCCAUAUAGGACAGGGAUUCUGGGACACACCAUCUAUUGUGCCCCCAAAAUGCCUGUUCUCCCUUUCUGAACAGAAAUUAAAUACAGUUCUUUCUCUCUUACUCUCCUUCCCUGAUUAUGCCCUGAAUAACAUGAUUUAGUAUUUUUAAAGUGCUCCCAAAGUGUGCUUGGUGCUUUAGAGAACAAAUAAAGUCUAGUCACUGCCACGAAGAACUUAGUCUAGUUGCAGCUAUGACAUGGCAAAUGAUGGUAGCAGUCAGUCAGGAGGGGAAGGGAUGAGGAAGUACAGGGUGAAACAACCAGAUCAUGAAAUUGCUCUAUGCAUUGACUUAGUCUUCCUUAUGGGAUUAAUAGCAAGUUCUUUCACUGGUACUAUGUACUUCUAGGAGCCAGUAGACUAGCUCCUUACUUAGAUCUUCUUUACCUCUUUCUCUUAUACCAGGGGACAUCCAUCUAGACAUGGGCGCUGAUUCAUUUUGCUCUGUAGAGUUUUUUGUUGUUUUUUUUUAAAUGCACAAAGUUAGUGGAUUUAUUAGAUCUUAAUGAAUCAAACAUUGGUUGUUUUUUCAUCCAUGCAGAUUUCUUCUCUCCUACCUUUUGCAGCUUGACAGACUGUUCUAAUUCAGUGUGUGUGGAGGUGGAAUAGGUAGAGUUAGUACAUUGGGUGUGUGUGGCUUAACAGAGGGAGCCUUUUCUAUGGGAACAAAUGCAAUGUUUCAACAAAAUCCCCUUGUAGAUUGCAAUUCUGCAUCUGUAAACAUAGUGUACUAGCCUGUUCACUGUUGGACGUAAAGUGAGAAUGUAAACCUAAUUGCCAUUUGGCCAUAUUUUAAACAUUACCCAUUUGAAUCUACCAGACACUGGAUGCCAUUGAGAUGUACUGACAGGGUGCGUGUGGGAAAUCUUCUCGUUUGCCUUCCAGUACUUUUUCCUGGCUUUAUAAGCACUCAGUGUUACACCUGCUGUCUGGUGUGAUCUGCGUAGGAACAGCAUUUCAGUUUUGUAGCAGUGUGUUUGUUUCUAGAGCUGUAGUUAUAUAAGGAGAGAUGCAAAUCUACUGUAACUCUGGUAUGUUGCAAUUUAGCUGCAAUUCCACAUUUUUAUUUAUUCAGCACAGUUCUGUUUCAGGCUGGACUGAACAGGUAAAACUGUUCAGAGAGAACUUGGCUCUGAGCAAAAUGUAUCUCAUGUCUACUGAGAUGCUACAAAAUAAUAACAAACAAAUGAAAAAGCCUACAUAGUGUUUUGAAUGGCUAUGCAGGGGUAAAUAUGUUUACUGGCGUGGCAUUUGAUAGCUAGAGACUAGUAGAAACACAGUUAUAUAACAGCAGGUAAAGGGUAACUGAAAUCUGAACCUAAGGUCUCUGUUAAAAAUAUCUGUUCAUCCCUAUGAUGAUGCUGAAAUGUGAAAUUAAAGUUAGCGAACCAGAUUUCUGGGUGGCUGAUCUUUAUUUAUUGACUUUAAGAAUUUAAGUGGAUGAAGCUUUUAGUAUAGUACACUAAGAUUAAGAAUAAAAUGGCUGACACACAAAAACAAGUGUUUCCUAAGCCACACAGAAUGCACCUUUUUACAAAUGUCUCUGCCUGUUAGCUGGUGUGCCCAUUCUACCCGUCGCUGGUCUACAAAAUCAUAAUGACAUAAGUCUCUUGCUUUUAAAAUACAUAUCGUGGGGAUUACGUCUAUAAAUAUCUUUGUUCCUUUCAGUAUUUGUCUGCAGCAGGAAAACUUGAUAUUAUGUCAAUGUUCUAGCCCCAGGAUAGUGUCUUCUAAAUAAAGCUCUAUAAUUUACUGAUUACUGCUGUCAGUUAAAAGCUAGAACAUUUUCCCACGCACUCUUUUCCCUAACAUGCCAACACAAACUGUAUUCUCCUCCAGUGUACACUUCUGAAGUUUAUUAAAUUUGUCAGAGAUUAGGAAGCAGUGUCCGUACUGCCAGCUUUGUUUUGUAUGAGUAGCGUGUUUUUUGUAAAUUUUCCAUUUGGGUUCAGCUGCUUCAUUCACCCGCAUUCUUUCCUGUGUCAGUUGUUGGGGGAAAUACAAAAUUCUAAUCCCCAGCUGUCAAAAAAUAAAAAAAAUUCUUUCUCAAACGGGAUUCCAUCAACAGCUGAGCCUGGAAAAUUCCAGCUCCUUAAGUUUGGGAAAAGGCAUAUAUUUUUAUAAAAUGUAAUUGCGUAUUUUUAAAAACCUCUUUCCAUGUUUGCUAGCUUCUCAAAGUGUAUUAUUUUCCCCUUGUAGCUUAAUUUGAUACAAAUAGGUUUUUUGUGUGUACCCUUUUUUGUUCUGAUUUUACAUUUGGUGAUGUACUGUACAGGAACAGUCUCAGCCUUUGUAAUUACUGUAUAGAUGCUUUAUUAUAAAAAGUAUAUUACUUUUAUUUUAACAAAUGAGCAGACACUGCCUUUCUGUGUGUUUGCUGCUUAGGGCACCUUUUACAAGACUGUUACAUAUUAAAAUAGUGUACAUAUCUAUAUAAAAUAUUUACUUUUUUUUGCUGUACAGUUGUGAUAGACCAGACUGAAUUUAUUUUUUGUGCUCUUUUUAUAAAAUAUUAAUACACUAAAGGAAAUCUUGCUGAUGUGAUGUAAUGUACCCAUGUAACUUAUUUACUUAAUGUCCCUCUGUAUCUUUUUAAACCUUUUAUUAAAUAAGGUUUAAAAAUAA